This is a messenger RNA of Cavia porcellus (domestic guinea pig), 1412 nucleotides long. It is a transcript of the gene Mettl22, whose product is annotated as methyltransferase 22, Kin17 lysine. The coding region runs from base 130 to 1335 and encodes 401 amino acids. NCBI's taxonomy places the organism in Eukaryota, Metazoa, Chordata, Mammalia, Rodentia, Caviidae. The transcript has 11 exons. Gene Ontology annotation, molecular function: protein methyltransferase activity. Gene Ontology annotation, biological process: protein methylation. Gene Ontology annotation, cellular component: nucleus. The record is from RefSeq and is a predicted model, not a curated record.
CAAUGAGCGACGCGAGGGGUGGUGACGCGCCUGCGCAGGUCUGCUGUCAUGGCGGUAGUCUGAGUCGACGGCGAGGGUCUGGGGUACACCAGGCUGGGGGUCGCGGCGGGUGCUCCUGGUGCACGAGUAAUGUGGGACCCUGCCAUGGAUGAGGUCACCUUCAGAAGCGACACGGUGCUGUCAGAUGUCCACCUCUACACCCCAAACCAGAGACACCUUAUGGUGCGGCUGAAUGGCGUGGGGCAGCCCGUUUUCCUGUCCCAGUUCAAGCUUCUAUGGAGCCAAGACUCUUGGAUGGACGCAGGAGCUGAGGGUGGCGAUCACAGACAUGUGCAUACACAAGAGACCCCUCCUCCUGGGCCAAGGGGCCCAGGUUCCCCUCCUGGAAGUGAUUACAGUCCUGAGAGUUUCUCCCUCCAGGCCAGGGCUGACAACACUGGCCAGGAAGGAGCAGGUGCUCAGCUGGACAAGGAUGGGGAUUUGGACGUGGUGAGAAGACCACGGGCUACCUCUGAUACUGACCCUGAAGAGCCACCUCGAGACAAGGUACAUCCCAUGAUCCUAACGCAGGAAGAAGAGGAUGUCCUAGAAGACAAAGCACCAGACAGCUGUCUCCAGAGUAUCAUCAAAAUAGAGCACACCAUGGCCACCCCCUUGGAGGAUGUUGGCAAGCAGGUGUGGCAGGGUGCCCUGCUCCUGGCAGACUACAUCCUGUUCCGGCGGGACCUCUUCCAGGGACGCACUGUGCUAGAGCUCGGCGCUGGCAUGGGGCUUGCCAGCAUCGUGGCAGCCACCAUGGCGCGGACCGUUUAUUGUACAGAUGUCGGCGCAGACCUCCUGGCCAUGUGCCAGCGAAACAUUACCCUCAACAGCCACCUGGCUGCCGCUGGAGGUGGUGUAGUGAAGGUCAGGGAGCUGGACUGGCUAAAGGACAACCUCUGCACAGAUCCUGAGGUCCCCUUCAGCUGGUCAGAAGAGGACAUCUCUGACCUUUAUGACCACACCACCGUGCUGUUUGCAGCUGAAGUGUUUUACGACGACGACCUGACUGACGCCCUGUUUCGCACGCUGUGCCGGCUCGCCCGCAGGCUGAAGAACGCCUGCACGGCCCUGCUGUCAGUGGAGAAGAGGUUCAACUUCACACUGAGGCACCUGGACGUCACGUGUGAAGCCUACGAUCACUUCCGCUCCUCCCUGCAUGCGCUGGAAAAGCUCUCCGACAGCAAGCUGCGUUUUGUGGUAGAGCCAGUGGAGGCCUCCUUCCCGCAGCUGCUCAUUUAUGAGCGCAUCCGGCAGCUGGAACUCUGGAAGAUCAUUGCAGAACCAACAGCAUGACCCAUCUCCUUCAUGACACAGGCUCUUGACUGUUCUCAUAAUAUAGUUCUAAUAAUAAAGUUCAGCAAAGUCUUGCA